ACAAGAUAAGUUCCUCAAAAGUAGAUCCUGUUUUAAAGCACAACAAGAUUGAGCUGCGUUUAUAGAGCAAAGACACAGACGAAAGAAGCUCAAACAGAAGGAAAUUUAUUACAGAUGUGCUGGCCUGUUUCUGUCACAGCCUCUGAAGACGCACACUAAGGCUCUUGCUGUCUUUUCAUCACUACUCUUUGACAAAAAAAGAAACCUCCAGUGACACGUCUUGUAGCAAAAGUGGAGUUUGUAAGAGCUCAUUUGGCAUUCACAUUACUGGAGGAACUUCAUUUCAAAAAAGAAAAUGAGGCUGAAUUUUACAGCAGAGUGGAUUUUUCAGGGGUGGAUUAUGCUUGUGCUCCUCUGGCAAGCCUUUUACACUCAGGCAAUCCCUUUACAACAAACCCAGAAAUGUGAUCACACACAGUAUGAAAAAUAUGGAAAAUGCUGUAGCAAAUGCAAAAAAGGAGAGUAUAUGACAAGCUGGUGCACAGAAACCUCUGAAACAAAGUGCCUACCAUGUGGAUUACAUGAGUACCAGGAUGACUGGAACACAGAAGGAGCCUGCAUACCACAGAUAUUCUGUGAUAAAGAGAAAGGAUAUCAGGCAUCGGAGCCAGAAACAAAUACAGCAGCCUUGAAAUGCGUGUGCAUGCCUGGCUUUCAGUGUUUACGUGUCUACUGCGAGUUCUGUGAGAAGGUGAAAGUGUGCCCCCCUGGAUAUGGAGUGCAAAAUUCAACCUCCCUUUGUAAAAAGUGUCCACAAGGCUUUUUUUCCAACGUUUCUUCAGCAACAGACCCUUGUAUGCCUUGGACUGACUGCAAGAAACUUGGAAUGGUUACAAAGCAGCCUGGAAAUGCAACCAAUGAUGUGGCGUGUGAUCAUGACGAAUCCAGGAACUGGAUAUUAUGGGGUUCUGUGUUAAGCACAUUGACUUUGUUGAUUGCGGUGCUCCUUAUUGUAUUGCUGGUAUGCUACAAAGAAAGGUUCAAAAAACUUUAUGAAGACCUUCGAUUGUAUGUUUCAAGUGUGCAGAACACUACAGAAACUCCAGUCCCGACAUCUAUUGAAGAAGUUUUUGUUAGCCACUCUUUAGAUUCCAGCCAGGAAACUCCACUUUUGGUUCAAACCUGUGAGAAGAAUGAAACAGUUAUUGUUAACAAUUGCUUAAAUGGAUCACCACAGCACAGAAAUGUCAGCCAACCUCCUGUGUCCGGCCAGUCUAAUGUGACUGAGAAUGAAAGGGAACCCAACAGUAGGACAUCUGAGCCAGAAGAAGUUGGAGACUGCAGCUGUGUGUCUUCUUUAAAAGGGCCAUUAGAACUUGGAGAAAAUGAGCUCAAUCAGCUGUAUACACAUCAGAAUUGCUCCUGUGGGACAGACAAUGCUAACAAUGAAUUCCGAUCCUUACAAGAGGUUUGCUAUUGCAGCGUUUGCUGUGGAAAUAUAAGUAGCAGCGUGAACUGUGGAGAUAAAUGCAGCUCUGGCCAGGCCACUGACUCCUGCCAGUCAUGUGCCAUGGACUCCACGCUGCCUGCUAAAGACCAUGCUACCUUUCAGACUCGGAUAGGCAAUGCAGCCUCUGAUAUAAGACACAAUCUGAAUUGCAGCUGCAGCAUGGACACUACAAAUGAUUCAUUUGAUUCCUUUUGUACAGGAGUUAAUUUAGAAGAAAAUAGUAAACAGGACAAGGAAAACGAAGACAGCACCCAAGCUGCAGGAGAUUCUUCAUCAGUAUCUGGUAAUGUGAUGGGGAACAAUAACACCACAUUUAUUUCAAAUGGGAAGGUGAUGAACUUUAGUGGAGAAGUGAUUUUUGUGUAUGUCAGUCAAAUGUCACAGAAUGGCAGUGAAAGGACAGAAGAGGAUGUUGGUUCUCCUGUACAAGAAGAAAGUACUGACAGUAGCUUUCAAGGAGAAGCUAAACAAGCAUACAAUCACAUGUCAGAAGAAAAUAUUUCCUAUCCUUUACAGGAGGAAAGCUUGCAUAGAAAUGAUAGGCUCCCUAUUCAGGAAGAAAGCAAGGAGUGGAUGCUACAGAGUUGUGUGUAAAUACUGUCCUCUGUCUGGAACAGAUGUGACUGAGAAGGCUUUGCUUUCAGCUUCUUGAGCAAAAUCAUUCAUCUGUGUCAACAAGAAGAGAGGAAGCUUAUUGUAAAAAUGGAUAUCUACAAUAAUAUUUAUUUAGAAAAGCACUGAUGUAACCAAUAGUUAGACGAAUCCAGCCUCUUUUUGUGAGGCUUGGUGAACAUCAUUGCAACAAAUUGGAAGGACUAAAGAAGUCAAUUAGAUGCUGAGCAUUUAAGUUGACAGAAUUAUCUGACUCUGCAAUUGUCUCUUAUUUUUGUAGUAUCAAACUGGAAAUGCCAAUGUGGAAUAAUAGUCAUAAGUGGAAUGCUCCAUGAUGAGUUAUUUUUGUAUGGUCUUGAAGGACAAUGUAACCAAAUUAAAAGCUAAACGUUCAUCUCUGAUGGGAAGUACAGUAACUUAAAGUAUGGGUAUGCUAAUGUACUUUUUGUAAAUUUAUAUAAUUAAUCGAACUUUCAGAUAUGGCAGCAUCUUUUAAGUUAUCCAGACACUUCCUUGCCUAUUAAGUUACUGAACUUGGGAUUUAAAAAAUGUUAUGUGAAUUUAAAAUAAAAUGUGUUCUAUUAAUUAA
Erpetoichthys calabaricus (reedfish) is the source of this 2651-nucleotide messenger RNA. It is a transcript of the gene tnfrsf11a, whose product is annotated as tumor necrosis factor receptor superfamily, member 11a, NFKB activator. Gene Ontology annotation, molecular function: cytokine binding; tumor necrosis factor receptor activity. Bases 296 to 2044 code for a protein of 582 amino acids. NCBI's taxonomy places the organism in Eukaryota, Metazoa, Chordata, Cladistia, Polypteriformes, Polypteridae. The transcript is spliced from 10 exons. The record is from RefSeq and is a predicted model, not a curated record. Gene Ontology annotation, biological process: lymph node development; ossification; response to interleukin-1. Gene Ontology annotation, cellular component: external side of plasma membrane.